AUGAUGUCUUUAAAGCCAAGAAACGUUGACUUUCAGGAGACGUGGGCCAAUCUUAAGGAAACUGUGGCAGGUGUUGUUGGAUUAAGAGCGGUAGAGCGCGCAGUUUGGAACACUCGUUUCUCUGAUGUGUACGCGCUUUGUGUAGCGCACCCGGAGCCGCUAGCUGACCGCCUUUACGACGAGACCAGGAUCUUCCUCGAAGAACAUGUGGCAGGAUUGCUGCAGCGCGUGCGUGGAAACACUCCUCUAGAGAGCAACGAUCAUACUGACGGCCUAUUGGCUAGAUACGUGUCUGCAUGGGGUGAAUAUAGUCAAGGUGUGGCGUAUCUGAACAGCCUCUAUUCGUAUCUCAAUCUACAACAUGUCAAGAGGCAAAAGGUAUCGGACGCAGAGAUCAUAUACGGUUCAGCGGCAACAGUUAGCUGUCCCGAACAUGAUUCUAGGCAACUUGAAGUGGGUGAGCUGGGUCUAGUGAUAUGGGAACGCGUGUUGAUCCGUCCACUGUGGGGCGCUCUAUCUGGACGACUAGUGUCGGGAUUAGCGGCCGCGAGACAUACAGACCCUGAUCCAGCUAACGCAGACUUACUACGACAGGCGAUACACAGUACCGUGCACGUGCAGUCAUUUCGCGUCCGUCAGCCGCUGGCCUUGUAUCAGUCUCUGGUUCUAGAGCCGUACUUGGCGGCCGCCGGUGAACAUCACGCUCGUCAAGCAGCUGAACUACUGUCUGAUGGCGAUAUAUCACACUAUAUGAGACAUGUGCUCGAUGGUCUGGAGCGUGAAAUCGCUCUCGGUAAUCGUUUCCUGCACAGUUCCUCGGCGGAAUCUGUCCGUAGUUGUUAUGAACGCGCAGCUGUUAGUGCUCACUUACCAGCAUUACACGCCCACACAGAGAGGUUAUUGAAGGAAGCGUGCGACACAGGACCUAAUGUGGAACAGCGUCGUUGCGACUUACGUCGCAUGUACGCGCUAGUUCGUCCGCUGGGCGCGGCGGCGUUGCGGCCGCUCGUCGACGCUGCGCUCGCUCAAGCGACGAGAGACGGACGAGCGUUGCUACUCGCGCCACAUAACAGGGACGAGGCGCAUACUCACUUCGUCCACGCGAUGUUAUCUCUACACGGCAAAUAUAGUAAGCUGUUCACUGAUGUAUUCAACGGUGCUCAAGCUUUUAUGGGCGCUCUAGAUAAGGCAUGUAGUGCCGUAGUGAAUAGUCGUCCGUCCGGUGAGCAACCGGCUCGUGCUCCUGAGCUAUUAGCUCGGUACUGCGACUGCUUACUGAGACGGAGGGGAGGUGGUGGUGGCGGGGGCGGGGCCGGCGGCGCGGGAGGGGGGGCUGCUGAAGCGGACGCGGACGACAAACUGGCAGCCGCCAUACUCGUGUUCAAGUACGUCGACGAUAAGGACGUGUUCCAGAAGUAUUAUGCGCGUGCCCUGGCGAGGCGGCUGAUACAUCAGCUGUCAGCCUCUAUGGAACAGGAGGAGGCUAUGAUAAACCGCUUGAAGGCAGCAUGCGGAUACGAAUUCACGAAUAAACUUCAUAGAAUGUUCACGGACGUGGCCGUGUCCGCUGAUCUCAACGCUAAGUUUCAACAACAUCUGAGGGAUAACAAUUUGCAGACCAAUACAGGGUUCUUCAUACAGGUAUUGCAAGCGGGGGCGUGGCCACUAGGUGGGGCUAUGGCCCCUUUGGCCCCCCCGGCGGCGUUGGAACGUCCCGCGCGAUUAUUCGAAGCGUUCUACCGCGCCGCGUUCAGCGGUCGACGACUCGCCUGGCUUCAUCACUUGUGUACUGGUGAACUGAGGACCAGAUACACACACAGAUUAUACCAUAUCAGCGCUACCACACCACAGUGCGCCCUGCUGUUAUGCUUCGAGAACGUAGACUCAUCCCCUGUGAGGGAGCUGCGGGAAUCCCUUCAGUUGACCGGGGAGGCGUGGUCGCGACACGCCCGCCCCCUGGUGGACGCCGGCCUUCUCACGGUGGAGGGGGACGUGGACGCGGACGAGGCCACGCUCACACUCAACCUGGCAUUCACCUGCAAGAGAACUAAAGUUAGACUCACCUGUGCCAACGCGCCCAAUCAACAAGGUACAGGUACGGGUGGUGGGGGUGCGGGUGGGGAGGAAGCUCCCCCCGCACAUUGUGACGACGAUCGUAAAAUGUACCUUCAGGCCGCACUAGUGCGCAUUAUGAAACAAAGGAAGGUAUUACGUCACACGGAGCUAAUACAAGAGGUGGUAUCACAAGCUCGAGGUUCUUUCGCUCCUUCGGUGGCCAUGAUCAAGAAAUGCAUAGAGGCAUUAAUAGACAAACAGUAUCUAGAAAGAGCUCCAGGCACAUUAGACACAUACUCUUAUGUAGCGUAA
Molecule: messenger RNA, 2367 nt
Organism: Diatraea saccharalis (sugarcane borer)
Lineage: Eukaryota; Metazoa; Arthropoda; Insecta; Lepidoptera; Crambidae
Source: the annotation of a GenBank genome assembly